Molecule: messenger RNA, 723 nt
Organism: Insectozyma verbasci
Lineage: Eukaryota; Fungi; Ascomycota; Pichiomycetes; Serinales; Debaryomycetaceae
Source: the annotation of a GenBank genome assembly
AUGUUACGUUCAACUAUAAUUAAAUCAAUUAAAUACAAACCACAACCUAUUAUUUAUAAUAGACAAUAUUCAAUUAUUAAAGCUGCUACUAAAGUUGUUUUUGGUGAUAAAGGUGUUAAAGAAGUUGAAAAAAAAGAAGCUCAAGCUCAAGGCGCAAAUUUAGAUGCUGGUAGAAAAGCUGCUAAUAGUAUAGAUGAUGCUCAAAGAAAAGCUUCAAAUAUUGAUACAAAAGAUGUUAAAGAAGGUGCAGAACAAGCUUAUGAAUCAGUUAAAGAUAAAGCAAAUAUUAAUGAUUCCACAAUUAAACAAACUGCUGAUACAAUAAAUAAAAAAACUGGUAAAGUUUUAUCUGAAGGUUUAGAAGGUGCUGAAUCAUUAUCUAAUAAAGCUUCAGGCGCUGUUAAAUCAGCGGCAGGUUCAUUAAAAUCAACUGCAGAAUCAAUUAAUAAGAAAACUGGUGAAGUUUUAGCUGAUGGUAUAGAAAAAAGUGAGGAUGUAGUUGGUAAUGCAUCGAAUUUGACUUCAAAAGCUAAAAAUGUAGCUAAUGGUGUUCAAAAAAAAGCUGGUAACAAAUUAGCUGAUGGUGUUGAAAAAGGUGAAACUUUAGCUGCUCAUUCAGAAGCAAAAUUAAAAGUUAAAACGAAUACUGCCGGUUAUAAAGAUUUAAAAGAUAAAGGCGAGAAAGCUCCAAUUGAACAAAAUAGACCUGAUGAUGCUAUGUAG